This is a messenger RNA of Sporothrix brasiliensis 5110, 363 nucleotides long. RefSeq lists its product as uncharacterized. The coding region runs from base 1 to 363 and encodes 120 amino acids. The record is from RefSeq and is a predicted model, not a curated record. Lineage: Eukaryota; Fungi; Ascomycota; Sordariomycetes; Ophiostomatales; Ophiostomataceae. The transcript is spliced from 2 exons.
AUGGAUAUCAGCAACGAAACAGACCUGCACGGCCUCGCUGGUACCUCCCCUGGUCUUGCUUUUCAGACACACUAUCAGCUCGAUACAAUUUCGGAAGCCGACACUUCAGUUGCGCUGUCAAGCGACUUUGGUUCCAUCCACGACACGGCUCCUUCUUCGGUUGAAGAGCAGAACGAACAGUAUGAGCACCUGGUCACCUUGCAUGAGGCCUCGCAACUGGCACUGCAGCUCGACGAUGCGACUUUGCAAAUGCACCAGCAGGAGCUCGACGACCAGCAUAGUUCACACCGCAUUCCUGAUCCGGGUUGCGGUCUCUGCUCCAUGAGUUUUUAUUACGCGCCGUUCUAUAGCGACAAGAAGUAA